CCAGAAGAAGAAACGACACUGGCGCAUUCUAGCUCUGAAAUCCUGCUCACUUCCUCUUCAUGGCUUUGAAUAAGUCAUAUAGUAAGUUGUCAGUGAUGCUGGACUUCGGUCGGUUUCCGGGUCACAGGCUGUAGGAGGACCGAAUAUCCGUCAGUUGAAUUAUAUUGAGAAAGAGAGAGAGACAGUUUCCUGUUUGGAACAAUGGCGGCGUCCGAGAAAGCUGUUUCUGCAUCAUUCAUGGAGCCUUUCAAAGACAUUCUGGUGAAUUAUUUAAUGCCAGAGAAAUGUUACGACGAGUUCUUCCUGAAUUUUAAUUUUCUACAUGUGGACUGUCUGAAGAUAAUAAUUAGCAAAGGUUUAGGCAUUGGAAUCAUCCUUGGCUCUGUACUUGUGAAAUUGCCUCAGAUCUUGAAAGUGAUCGGUGCUAAGAGUGCAGAAGGACUGAGUUUUAAAUCUGUGAUGCUGGAGCUGCUUGCCAUCACAGGCACUAUGGCCUACAGUAUUGCCAAAAGCUUUCCCUUCAGUGCCUGGGGUGAAGCGUUAUUCCUCAUGUUGCAGACAGUGACUAUUGGAUUUCUUAUCCAGCAUUAUAAAGGAAGCACCGUUAAAGGAUUGGGCUUUCUGGUCAUCUAUUUUUGCCUGGUGGCUGUCCUUAUUUCUCCUCUCACCCCCAUGUCUGUUGUCACCACCAUGCAAGCCUCCAACAUGCCAGCAAUAAUCUUUGGAAGGCUCAUUCAGGCAGGUACCAACUACAGGAACGGCCACACAGGACAGCUGUCAGCUAUUUCUGUGUUCCUGCUGUUUGGUGGUUCCCUGGCACGUAUAUUCACUACAGUGCAGGAGACAGGUGACUCCCUGAUGGCUCUUUCUUAUAUCAUCUCAUCCUGCUGUAAUGGACUGAUCGCUGCUCAGGUUCUGUAUUACUGGAAUGUCAGUCCAGCAGUUAAGAAGAAGGCUGAGUAAACCUGCCACAAAACAGUGAGGACCUGAGGCUCGUAGUGCUCUACGUCCACUCCAGUUAACUUGCUGCUUUCAGCAACUUGUAUGGAAUCUACAUGUAAAUUUGGAAUGAAAUCCAUUUAAGUGGUUUUGAAUGUUGAUCUCUUUUGAGAUCGGUUGUUUAAAGCAGCAGGUUUCACAGUGUUGGUACAUACACACUUUAAACAAGUAGUGAGUGGAAAGGUAUGCCUACAGAGGUAUGCCUAUACAGAAGGGUAUCUAUUAUUACACCUGUUAAAAAGCAUUGUUGUGGCCUAAACUGUAGGACCAAAAAGGAACUUUCAGAAGGACCCCUUAUCUCAGUGAUUGAUGAUAUUUCCAUUGACUGUGGGUUGCAAUGCCUAUUCUGUCCAGUUUUCCUUAUUUCCUUAUAAUUUCUUUAGCUCAGGGAAAGGAGAAAUUUUAUUCAUAUUUUAGAAACCUGUGCACCAUGGAAAUACGUUUUACUGUUUGUUGGGUUCAUUGUUUAUAUUCCUUAAUUGUUAUAGAUGUACCAAUUUUUUCUAGUAAAGGUAAAGGUAAAACAUCACAAAUGAAAUCAAUGGCCAGCUAAAUGUGACUCACAGAUUUUUGUUUGCGUGAAAUGUUGUUGAAGAUCGUGUUGAUGUAAUGGUUUUACUCAUUUAGUAUGAGUGUUACCUCAAAGUUUUGUUCCAAACACAUCUGAAUUGUGCAUAGAGAAAUAUCUUUUUCCAUACAGUUCUGAUAUUUUUAAGCUUAUUGCAGAAUGAAACAGAAAUCUUCAGUUUGGUAAUAACCAGUCAUUAUCAAGUAGGAACUGAAAUGUGGCAAAAUGUGAAUGGAUAGCUGAAUAACGUCCUUUACACUUGUCCUUGUAACAUGCCUAUAUUGCUGUAUUGAAGGAUGAACAAAGUGGUGAGUUGGACAAAUUGAUUGGUUGGCUGCAGAAAAUUAGAAUUCUUGAACUGAAUUUUUGUUACAUUGAAACUGUGUUAGUUUGUCUGUUAAAAUUUUGUUUUGACACUAUAUGCUUCCUUGGUAGUAGUUUAAGCAUUUCAGUUAAUUUAGUUAAACUGCUGGAUACAGUGAAUUCUAUAAUCUGUCCACAGAUCAUACUGUCUUUUUCUUUUCCCCAAGUCAGUGGGUCCACCAACAUAACGUACACUAUGAAUUCUUCUUCUGAAUUAAAAUGUAAUAAACCCAAA
Messenger RNA from Pangasianodon hypophthalmus (striped catfish), 2165 nucleotides. RefSeq names its product mannose-P-dolichol utilization defect 1b (gene mpdu1b). Gene Ontology annotation, biological process: oligosaccharide biosynthetic process. Lineage: Eukaryota; Metazoa; Chordata; Actinopteri; Siluriformes; Pangasiidae. The record is from RefSeq and is a predicted model, not a curated record. Bases 202 to 963 code for a protein of 253 amino acids. The transcript has 7 exons.